CACAAGAAAGUCUAAUGAGACUUCCCAAAUAGAAACUAAAGUAGUAGAGACACUGUGUCAGGGAACACAAACACUCUCCUACAGACUCAUUUACUCUACAUGCUACACCACAAAGAAGCGAGAUAUGGCUACCACUGGCAGUGUGCUGUCUGAGGAGCAGCUUCUGUGCCCCAUCUGUCUGGAUUUGUUCAACCAACCAGUCUCCACUCCUUGUGGGCACAACUUUUGCAAGGACUGCAUACAAGGAUACUGGCAGAGUGCUAAUCUGUCACAGUGCCCCAUGUGCAAGCACAAAUUCUACAGGAGGCCUGAGCUCAAAGUUAAUACUUUCAUAUCUGAGGUGGCGUCUCAGUUCAAGAAGUCAUUGGAAAAGAAAGAAGCAAAUUUGGGGCAUAAAGGAGAAGUUUCAUGUGAUGUGUGUGUUGGAAAAAGAGUCAAGGCUCUUAAAUCCUGUCUUGACUGUUUGGCCUCCUUCUGUGAGACUCACCUGGAGCCUCAUCAUGUUCUAGGCACCUUCAAGAAACACCACUUGAUCAAUCCCAUGAUGAACAUGCAUGACAGAGUGUGUAAGAAGCACGAGAAACUCCUGGAUCUAUUCUGUAACACUGACCAGACGUAUGUGUGUCAGAUCUGCAUUAAGAAAGACCACAGUGCUCAUCACACUGUACCCAUAGAGGAUGAGAGCAGAGACAGGAGAGCUCGUAUAACAAGGAUGAAUGCAGAGGUGGAAGAUAUGAUCCGUGGCCGACUGCAGAAAAUUAGCGAAAUCAAUCGAACCGUUGAGCUUAGCAGAGGAAACACAAAAAUAGAGAUGGAGGAGAGUUUGCAAGUCUUUAACAAACUGCUCCACUUUAUCCAGAGAGGCAAAGCCGAAUUGGUGGAGGUGAUCGGGGAAAAGCAGAGGCAAGUUGAAAGCAAGGCCAGCGGACUCAUCGUGGAGUUGGAGCGGGAAAUUGACAAGCUGAGGCGGAGAAAUGCUGAACUGGAACAGCUCUCACACUCCGAAGAUGACCUCUACCUUCUCCGGAGCUUUCCAGCUUUCUCGUCACUGCCAGCCACCAAAGACUGGUCUGACACCUGCGUGGAGAGUGCUGUAUACGUGGGCACGGUGAGGAGAGCAAUUAGGAGAACAGCGUGUCAGUUGGAGGAGACAGUAACGGCUGAGGUGAAGAGGCUAUGUGAGACCGAGUUUCAGAGGGCUCGGCAGUAUGCUGUAGAUGUGACUCUGGACCCUGAUACAGCUCAUCCCAAACUGGUGCUGUCUGAAAACAAGAAACAGGUCUAUCAUGGCGAUAUAGCACUAAGCCUCCCUGACAACCCAGAGAGAUUCUACCCCGGUAUCAGCGUUUUGGGAAAGGAGGGUUUCUCCUCUGGCAGGUUCUACUAUGAGGUCCAGGUGAAAGGGAAGACAGAGUGGGAUAUUGGUGUUGGUCUUGAGUCCGCCAACAGAAAAGGAGGGAAUAUAUUAAACCCGGAAAGAGGCUACUGGGCCCUGGGGAUGAGAAAGAACAAGAGCUACUGGGCCCUCAGCAGCACUCCUAUCUGUGUGCCUCUGGUGGAAAAGCCCCAGCGAGUCGGGGUGUAUGUGGAUCUGGAGUGGGGGCAGGUUUCUUUUUAUAACGUGGAUGCUGCCUCUCAUAUCUAUUCAUUCACUGGAUACUCAUUCAAUGAAAGACUUUUCCCGUACUUUAACCCCCGGCGUAAUCAUUGCGGGGUCAACUCUGCUCCUGUUAUCAUCUUGCCUGUCUAAAAUCUGACAGAUUUCCUGUUGCUUGAACUAUUUUAUCAUUUUAUAUUUUCCAGUUAAAGGUAGCAAAGGUCUAGCAGGAUGUUUGUUGCUCUGUUUGCUUGAAUAAAGUUUGUUUAAUCAUCUGUAA
Molecule: messenger RNA, 1877 nt
Organism: Morone saxatilis (striped sea-bass)
Lineage: Eukaryota; Metazoa; Chordata; Actinopteri; Moronidae
Product: zinc-binding protein A33-like
Exons: 2
Coding region: 125-1750 (541 amino acids)
Molecular function (GO): zinc ion binding; protein binding
Source: RefSeq, a predicted model, not a curated record